Notolabrus celidotus (New Zealand spotty) is the source of this 3089-nucleotide messenger RNA. Its product is annotated as E3 ubiquitin-protein ligase rnf152. The record is from RefSeq and is a predicted model, not a curated record. The coding region runs from base 398 to 1345 and encodes 315 amino acids. NCBI's taxonomy places the organism in Eukaryota, Metazoa, Chordata, Actinopteri, Labriformes, Labridae. Gene Ontology annotation, molecular function: ubiquitin protein ligase activity. The transcript is spliced from 3 exons. Gene Ontology annotation, biological process: protein ubiquitination.
GCUGCUCUUCCUUCAGGUGUGCUAACUUCAGUGAUGUGACGUGAACAGGUGAACAGGUCACUUACCUCUCCUUCUUCCUCCUGUUUUAGUUCAGCUCUUCAAACACAAGUCUGUUUAGAGAGCCAGAGAGAGAGGGGACAGAGCAGGUCUUAAUAGUCCCAUUAAAGCUCCAGGAGAGUCUCUGUGUUUAAUCCUCCUGAUGAUGAUGGAGGGUGGGAUCAGGGAGAACAGUCGGUGAAAGGUUGAGUUUUGAGGACUUAGGCUGCUCUUCACCCUCCAGGACUCAGCUCCUCCUGCUCCUCCUGCUCCUCCUCAUGCCUGAAGGCCCGGUACCCUCCAUCUCUUCACCCCCUCUGAGCUUUGUUCUGAUUUUAACUGAACCACUCCUCCUCUGGUCAUGAAUCCCUACGGAGACACAACCCUGAACUCUGGUUCUCAAAGUCCGCCUCCGUCUUCCCCUCCUGACCCUUCCUAUGAUCCACCUCCUGCAGCCAUGUUACCGUCUCCUCAGAUCAUCCAGACCAGUCAGAACCUUGAGACGGAUUUAAGCUUUCAUGGUCCUUCAGAACAAGGUGGAGUUCAGAACGAGGUGGACCGCUCCGUGUCUCCACCUCCAGCCUCAGAUCUGGUCCUCAGCCUUGCGUCGAGCCUAUCAGAAAACACGUCUCCACUAAACCCUUACCUCGUUCCCUCUACUCCGCCCUCCUGCCAGAUCUCCGUCAUCAUCCCAUCCCCAGACCUCCACCCGACUCCACUCCACCCUCAGUGCUGCGAUGACUCCAGUCCGGACCUGGAGUGCUCCAUCUGCUUCAGCCAGUUCAACAACGUCUUCCGCUGUCCCAAGAUGCUUCAGUGCAAGCACACGUUCUGCCUGGAGUGCCUGGCGCGCAUCAACGUCAAGUCGACUCAGCCCAACGCCAUCCAGUGCCCGCUGUGCCGCAGCUUCACACCGCUGCCCGACCUCGGCCUGCCCAAGCUGACCACCGACUCGGACGUGCUGUCCUACCUGCCGGCCGCCAUGCAGAGAGUCUACAGCAUCCGCUUCCACAGGAACAAAGGGAAGCUGCAGGUCAAAAGGUCAUCUGACGGUAAUAAUCGGUGGGGUCAAAGGUCGCUGACAUCUCUGAGGUCAACAAACCGCUCCCUGGACGUGGGGCUUCCCAGCCCGCCUGCAGGGGGUCACAGCGGCAGAGAGACAGGCGGCUGUGGCGAAGCUCUCUUCAGACUGACGGGCCGGCCGGCGUGCCGAACCUUCCUCCUGACGUCCGUGGUGAUGAUGCUGAUGCUGCUGACGGGCAUCGUCAUCUUCCUCCUCACCUACGACAUGGACCCAGGCAGUAAGUGACAUCACUUCCUGUCUUUUCUUCAGCUGCGAUGGAAAAACACAAACAGUGAUCUGGAGGGAAAAGUGAGUCUGAGUCUAAUUAAUGAGCAACAUGUGUGUCAGUGAUCCGCGGCUUCAAGACAAAACCUGAUCCAGAUGUCAAUAAAACCAUCGUUCAGGACGGUUGUGCAAUCAGUGCAGCUCUGAACUCUCUGACAUGGGAGAGGACGAGCUGCUGUGAAUCCACACUGUGGGAAUCAAACUGAGAACCUGAGAGGCAGCGGACUUUCAUCUCUUCAUGAAGUGCCAAAAGAUUCAGAGAGGCAUGAAGAGAUUCAAACAUUAGACUCCAUCUCUUCUUUUAACGACACACAGCUGAGUCACCAAAUGACACUCCUGUUACAGCUGAGGUGGUCUGCAGAACGUCAGAGGAGGCAGACUUUAAUAUUUAUUACUGUGCUUAUCUUGUUCCUCAGACUUCAGACAACAAGCUGGCAGUUUAAAAAAAGUACCAGGCGUUUGAACUUCUUCCUGUUUUAUUCCUUAAAGGUGAAAACACAGUGAGAGCACUUAAAUCCUUCUUUUAGUCACCUCAAGUGAAAAAAAUAGUCACAACUCACUAAUGUGCACUACCUGAACCUGUCAGCAGGUGGCGCCUGCUUCCACUUCUCCUGUUUGAACUUGUUCUGACAGCCUGAAGGAACCUGAAGGAACCUGAAGGACCACGUCUUGUAACUUUAAAGUUAUUAGUUUUAUGUUCUGCUCACAUUCGAGUCACUCAUACUGAAGCUGUGACCUCGCCCUCACUUUUAACCAAAUGCUGUGAACAGGAGUCAUGCAAAUGAGCCGCACCGCAGAGGACGUCAGACUUUCAUGGAUGUGACGUAGGCUGACAAACUCCUGAACAGCUGGACUGUUUGAAAAUAUUACAAUUCCCCUGAGGUGGAAUAUUGUCUUCCUUUUAGUCUCUGCUGUGACAUGUUCUGGUGCGUACACGAUCAACAGGUUUAGAGAAGGUCCAGUUGAUGGUUUCAGAGGCAACACGGCUGCAGAGGACGUCCACUAAAAGUUCUGGCAUCUGUGGACAGGAAGGGAUUUAAAGAAACAUGAAGCUUACUUCUUACUGUAACCCUGUCAGACUCUUAAAUAACAAUCUGAGACCAGGACUAACAGAACAGACGUGUUAGUGGACGGACUAAAAAAAAGGCUCAGGGUCAAAAACACUGGAACCUCAGGAGGUGUUGUCCAGUUUCUACAAGGUGCUUUUAAAGCAACAGGAAGUCGCCCUUUCCCAAAACUCUGCAACAGGAAGUCCUCUCUGCGAAGCCACGAUGCAGAUAACUUUCAUAUCCUUCAACUGUUCUGAUGUGGAGUCAGAUAAUUUAAAGACUUGAAUAAAUAACACUCCAAUAACACUCCAAAGAUCUGAUCCAGGAGGCGUGAAGGGUGCUGGUUUAAAGAGCGUUAGCCAGCUGCUCUGCCUCACCCUGCAGGAGCCCGUGAGUCCCUGAGUGCUGCCCUGGUAUCAAGCACUGAUGGACCGUGUGAGUCCAGUUCAGCCCAACCCUAACCCUGCUGACCACACAACAGAACCUCAUCACUCUUUUAAAAGAGCUCCUUUACUAACACAGGUUUUAAAGUCUGACCCUGAAGCUGAGUGUUCCAUCUGACACUUUUUAAUCUGUUGUUCACCUUCUCUCUGUUUUUAAGCACCGACCUGUUUUAAUUUAAAAUGUAAAAAUAAAUAAUUUUAUAUAUUUAUAAA